Messenger RNA from Hordeum vulgare subsp. vulgare (domesticated barley), 2512 nucleotides. Its product is annotated as ATP-citrate synthase beta chain protein 1-like. Gene Ontology annotation, biological process: acetyl-CoA biosynthetic process; tricarboxylic acid cycle; fatty acid biosynthetic process. Gene Ontology annotation, molecular function: ATP citrate synthase activity. The record is from RefSeq and is a predicted model, not a curated record. Bases 349 to 2175 code for a protein of 608 amino acids. Gene Ontology annotation, cellular component: cytosol. Lineage: Eukaryota; Viridiplantae; Streptophyta; Magnoliopsida; Poales; Poaceae. The transcript is spliced from 17 exons.
CCCCGACACCCAAAUCAAUUCCCGUCCCGGAGCAGUCCCCGCCCCCACUUCGCGUUGCCUUGCAUCGCAAGGUUCGCCGCUGCCAACCCUGCUCACCCACUCCCACCCACGCACUGCCUCCGCCCACUCUUGUGCUGUCGCUGCCCUCUGCGGCGUUUGGUCGAACAGCUGGUGGGCGUGCUCCCGACGCGGCGGAUCUUGCCGCGGCCGGCGGGAUCCCCUGGUGUUCCUCGCGGUGGAUUCGAUGGCAGGCUGAGUAUUUCAUGCAGUACUUACGACGGCGAAAUCCAACUGAAGUGGAUAGAUUGCGACGGAUUCCCGCAUCCAUCAUUCGAGGGGAAGUAAAUCAUGGCGACAGGUCAAAUUUUCUCGAAAACUACCCAAGCGCUGUUCUAUAAUUAUAAGCAACUUCCUAUCCAGCGGAUGCUUGAUUUUGACUUCCUCUGUGGGAGAGAAACACCUUCUGUUGCUGGAAUCAUCAAUCCUGGUUCUGAUGGGUUCCAGAAACUUUUUUUUGGACAAGAAGAAAUUGCUAUUCCAGUUCAUCCUACAAUUGAAGCUGCUUGCAAUGCACACCCAACUGCGGAUGUGUUUAUCAACUUUGCAUCCUUCCGGAGUGCGGCUGCUUCUUCAAUGUCAGCUUUGAAGCAGCCAACUAUGCGAGUUGUAGCCAUUAUAGCAGAAGGAGUUCCUGAAUCAGAUGCAAAGCAGCUAAUUAGUUAUGCACGUGCUAACAACAAGGUCAUCAUUGGACCUGCAACAGUCGGAGGAGUUCAGGCUGGUGCUUUCAAGAUUGGUGAUACUGCUGGAACCAUUGACAACAUAAUUCAAUGCAAGUUGUACAGGCCCGGAUCAGUUGGUUUUGUGUCUAAAUCGGGUGGCAUGUCAAAUGAGCUGUACAACACCAUUGCAAGAGUGACUGAUGGUAUUUAUGAAGGAAUUGCAAUUGGAGGAGAUGUUUUCCCUGGCUCAACUCUUUCAGAUCACAUUCUGCGUUUUAAUAACAUACCUCAGGUUAAAAUGAUGGUUGUUCUUGGGGAGCUUGGAGGAAGUGACGAGUAUUCGCUCGUCGAGGCCUUGAAACAAGGAAAGGUUCAGAAACCUGUUGUUGCUUGGGUUAGUGGGACAUGUGCACGUCUAUUCAAAUCUGAGGUCCAGUUUGGCCAUGCUGGUGCGAAGAGCGGUGGUGAGUUGGAAUCCGCACAAGCUAAGAAUCAGGCACUGAGGGAUGCUGGGGCAGUUGUCCCUACUUCCUUUGAAGCUCUUGAAAGUGUGAUUAAGGAGACAUUCGAGAAGCUGGUUGAGGAAGGAAAUAUUCCUCCUGUCCCUGAGGUUACACCUCCCCCCAUACCUGAGGAUCUUAACACUGCCAUCAAAAGUGGGAAGGUCCGGGCUCCCACUCACAUUAUCUCCACUAUCUCUGAUGAUAGAGGUGAGGAACCUUGCUAUGCUGGUGUGCCCAUGUCUACAAUUAUUGAAAGGGGUUAUGGAGUUGGUGAUGUUAUUUCUCUUUUGUGGUUCAAGCGCAGCCUUCCUCGUUAUUGUACCCAAUUUAUUGAGAUAUGCGUCAUGCUUUGUGCUGAUCAUGGUCCUUGUGUAUCCGGUGCUCACAAUUCUAUAGUUACUGCUAGGGCAGGAAAGGACCUUGUUUCCAGCUUGGUAUCUGGAUUGUUGACAAUUGGCCCCCGAUUUGGUGGUGCAAUUGAUGACGCCGCUCGGUACUUCAAAGAUGCAUAUGAUAGGGGUCUUACGCCUUAUGAAUUUGUUGAGGGCAUGAAAAAGAAGGGAAUUCGUGUCCCUGGGAUUGGUCACAGGAUCAAAAGCAGAGACAACAGGGACAAGCGAGUGCAGCUUUUACAGAAAUAUGCUCACGCACACUUCCCUUCAGUCAAGUACAUGGAGUACGCUGUUCAGGUUGAGACCUACACCCUGUCAAAGGCCAACAAUUUGGUUAUGAAUGUUGACGGUGCCAUCGGCUCGCUUUUCUUGGAUCUUCUUUCUGGGAGUGGAAUGUUCAGCAAGCAAGAGAUUGACGAGAUUGUAGAGAUCGGGUAUCUUAAUGGACUCUUUGUGCUUGCACGUUCAAUUGGCCUAAUUGGGCACACCUUUGACCAGAAGAGGCUCAAGCAACCACUCUAUCGUCACCCUUGGGAGGAUGUCCUCUACACCAAAUGAGGCACCAUAUAGUGUAUUCCACCUGUGUGUACACCAUAAAAAUAAAAUCGAGCAUAACUGCAUAGAAUUCAAGAUGGAACUACGCAAGGAGGGAUAGAGAACCAUUACAGAUGGAAGUUUGUUUCAUUUUUUUCAUUCAACCAUGAAAGCAUUAGGGCAUCAGAUAUUUGAAAGGAUACUUGAUAGUUGUUUCAUCUUAUCAUAGUUGGCUGUUAAAUUUAGUUCAGACAUUUGGGGAAUAUUGUAAUGAUUAUGAUGCUAGUUCCCCAUCACAAAACUCUGAAUUAUCUAUUGUCAAUUUUAUGGUAAUAAAAUAUACAUGUGUUGCUGCUGGAUA